AUGGUUUCCUGCAAGCCGUCGCCGAUGCUUUCCUCGCUGCCAGAGGAACUGCGUUUAGAGAUACUAGCUCGUGUCCCCAAACGCAGAUACCCAUUCUUAUCUCUCGUCUCGAAGGAGUUUCAUAGACUUCUUCGGCCGUCGUUGAUUAACACGUGGCGACGUCGUAUCGGCACAGAUUCAGUCUAUUUGUGCUUCGCUACUGGGAACAACGGUCGUGCGUGGCGCGCUCUCCAAAACCACGACGACAAGAAUGGAGAGAACUGCUUAGUCUCCGCCGAUUUUGAUAUUCCUCUUGCUCCGGAUAUGAGGUGGUUAGUUAUCACCUAUGGCGUAGACGUUAUCUUUAUUUUGUUUUCUCGGCGUGUGAAACCAAUCUUCAGGAUAUUUGAUUCUCGGAAUAAGGUGUUUCGUCUGAUCCCUGUGAUGCAAGAUGAGCAGUUGAUGCUCAUAAGUGCGGGACUAGUCGGCGAAAAGUUGUAUGUGGUGGGAAACUCAGGGCCACGUAUUCGAGCAGAAUCGUUUGACUUAAAGACACAAACUUGGGAUUCAGCACCACCGUUUGUUGUUUUUGAUAAAAAAACAAACGAUGGUGCAGCACCAACGUUUAUUGAUCGGAUGAGAUGUUUCGACAGAUGGUUCAUAUAUCCAGAUGCCAUUGCAUCUGCGGAUAAGAAGGUUUAUGGCCUGCGUUUACACAACCCUGUUUACUACGAUACCAGAGAUGGGUCUUGGGAUAGAUUUGAGCUGCCUAAUCAAAAGCAAUUGUGUUCAACUGGCGUGUGUGUGAUAAACAACGUGCUAUAUGUUUAUGACUCUGGCUUAGGGUUGAUGUGGUAUGACUCUGCCCUGCUACGUUGGAGGAUGGUUUUAGGGUUGCAUCUCCCCACCGCGCUGAAUAGAGUAGUUACGAAUCUGAAUCUCCACGAGGCUCCUUUAGUCAACGCUCAUUGCUUUGGAUUAGCUGACUUCUAUGGGAAGUUAGCGUUUCUUUGGAUAGAAGAAUCAGGAGAUGUUAAAAAUAUUUGGUGCACGCUGAUUCAGUUGCGUAUGACGGGAAGCGAGAUUAAUGGUACUGCGGAGCCGUUUCAUUCUCUGGGGACUGUACCUUCUCGUUUUGAACUCGAAAAGUGCUUUUCUGUUGUGCGUUAA
Molecule: messenger RNA, 1149 nt
Organism: Capsella rubella
Lineage: Eukaryota; Viridiplantae; Streptophyta; Magnoliopsida; Brassicales; Brassicaceae
Product: F-box/kelch-repeat protein At2g44630
Exons: 1
Coding region: 1-1149 (382 amino acids)
Molecular function (GO): protein binding
Source: RefSeq, a predicted model, not a curated record